Messenger RNA from Eublepharis macularius, 3500 nucleotides. RefSeq names its product family with sequence similarity 227 member A (gene FAM227A). The record is from RefSeq and is a predicted model, not a curated record. The transcript has 15 exons. Bases 345 to 1964 code for a protein of 539 amino acids. Lineage: Eukaryota; Metazoa; Chordata; Lepidosauria; Squamata; Eublepharidae.
AACUCCUCCCUUCGUGCCGAUUUCCAAAUGGUAGCCGAGAGGCCGGUGUCUUUUUCGAGAGGCGCCAACGUGACAUGGUUCGCGCCGCGCGGUUGCCAUGGAUCUGAGCAGGACGCCUGUUUCCGAAGUGAGAAGAACUCGGUUGACGUUCCGGGCGAGGGCGACAGAGGCCUAGGGCUGGCGUGAGGCGUUCGAGGGGCGAGCGGCGCUUCGCAGGCGGACCGUGUCUGGGGGCGGCUGCUGACGCACACUCAUUGCUGGGAAGAAAGGAAGGCUUCCCUUUCUCCCUGCUCGCCCAUUGCUCUUUUAAGAUUGCCAUCGAAACGCCCACUUCCUUCGGAAAGAUGGAAUUUAUACCUACUGAUUCCUUUGUGAGCCCUUUAAAGGGAUUCUUGGUAUUGUCACCAGCAACUCAAGAAAAGAAAAAUGGCACUGACACCACAUACUCUAAAUUAGAUGACAAACCACGAAGGUAUGUCAUUGGAACCAUGCAGAAAGUCAACCAAAAAAUUACAGAUUUCAAAACGGGACUGCAAAAAUUUGACAGUAGUGACAUGGUGAUUGAGGAUGCAAGUUCGAAAAGACAGUCAGGACCAAAGAGAGCCAGACAAAUAUCAAGGCAAAGUAGGGGGGCAGAGAAAGAGUGGAAGGCGAUACAGGGUACACGUGUUUCUGCUGAUAUACGACUUCAGAGCAAAACAGCUCAGAAGAAGGUGGCAUCGGAAAAAGAUAAACUUGUAGAAUUGUAUCAAUAUCCUGGGUACAAUAAGCAGGAACUGACACCUCUGCCAAAUGGAUUGGAGCUAGAGGAAAUUGUGGAGAAAGUGAUUCGUGCCCAGAGAAGAACACCCGUGGGGAAGACAGCCUGGUCUCUGAAGAUGUUGCGCAGGUUUCUCAAUGCUCCCAGCACUCAAGCUGUUUUACUGGAUAGUUUCUGGUGGCUUUUUCUACACCUGUAUCAUCCAGAUCUAGAGAUUCAGGGAUAUUUGUUUGACCGUAUUGCAGAAAAUUAUUCCUGCAUCCUCCUGGGCUGUCACAAGGUUUCCAAUCAGGAAAACAUUCUUAAAUUUUUCCCAUCGUUGCUGAGUCAAACUGUGUACACUUGCUUUUGCUCCUGUUUCACAAGGUCAUGGUUCAACACACGGGAAUUCAAGGCCCAGCUCUGUGAUGUCUUCUCUGAGUGGCUGGGAGGUACACUUCAUGCGCCUGGGGAAUACAAUCGAUGGGAUUAUUCCCAACUGGAACCAGAGCGAUCCAGGAGAGAAGACAUAUUGUCAGGAAAGAGCAAAUUAGGAACUGAUGAUGAAGAUCCCUUUGGUGCCUCCAAGAUCUCUGGCAGGUCAAAAAAGUCUUCCAGGCCUUCUUCUCAAGUUCAAAAGAGACCUCAGCCUUCAAAGAAAACUGUUAGCAUGGCCACGCAAGGCUUCCCGAAGCCAUCCCAAGCCUCCAGGAAUACAUAUCAACAGCCAUCUCCCUCCAGAGAAAGUACAUACUAUCAUUUUCACUCUGCAUUGCAUAAUGACUUGCUCAGGCAGAAGGAUUCAUGGAACAAACAACGAAGCACCCCGAAAAGGAGGCUAAAGAUUACUUACCUUCCCAGAGAGUCACACCCAGCCUGUUGUGGUCCUGAGUUCACCUGGCAUCUCUUGAAUAUUGGUGGAUGCAGUCCGCUAGUUCAGCACUUCCUCCAGAUUCGAAAUUGUGAACCAAAGGCAGGAUGUGACAUCUUUGUGUCUAGGAGGGAGAUCUGCAAGCCACUACCUGAUUCUGCUGAGACAUAUGCAGAUGUGAUCAAACAAAGUUUCAGCAUCCUUCAGCAGAGACACAAAGCUUAUAAAAAGGCAUUUUUGAGGCACUGGAGAGAAAUGAAGAAUUUUGACCAGCAGUGUAAGGAGAACCAAGAGCUUUUCAGGUACUUAAAGGGUCUGCAAGUGCAAUUUCACUAUAGCAUCACGAUCUCAUAGAGAAGGAGACAGGAGGACUCCUUAAGGGUAUUUACUUGGUCACUUUCUUAUACAGUGUAAGUGUUGUUGUUUCUCAUUUGUUCAUUCCUACUUUGAACUCUCAUCCUAGGCUGACAACUCAGUUUUUGUACCCUUGACAUUGUCAUCAUUGUAUUUACAUGAUUCUGCAUUCUGUACUUAUAUGUUUUUAAUAAUCUACAAUUAAACAAACAAGCAACCUUAUACACUCCACAUUUUCCUCAAGGUUAUACUUGUGACAGUUUGGAAGUUUCCCAGUAAUUAAAGUGCAAUAUUUUUUGACCUGGGGAAAAAUGCCAAAUGUUGUGCUAGCUGUAUGAAAUGUAUUUAUAUGCAUGGCAUAGGUUGUUGUGAUGACAACAUUAUAAACUAAUGCAUUUUCUUUAAAUGUUUUGAAAUUGUAUGCUUUCCCUUUCCCAUGCUAGAUCACUCACCCAGUUAGAUUUCUUUCAGCAGCAGCAAGGUCAUCUCUCAUUUCCCCCCAUCCAUUUACAUGUGGAUAAGAUCAUAUAAUUGUCUCUUUAAAAGCCUUUGUGGUAUUGCAAAUGUUGCCAAAAUACAGUUGGGACACAUUUUUAAUAUAUAGAAAGGCCUUGAGAGGCCUUUAGCUAAAUGUAGAAUUAGAGUUGCCAACUGCCUGGAGAAAAAAAAGUCCUGCCAUAUUAAUCGAACUUGCAUGCAUAGAAAUGGGCAGCUGAAGCUUUCUGCAAUGUAAACCACCUCUUGAGUUUUUCUUUAGUUUUUAUUUGAAUGAAUAGAUCCUGUGUCCCUUUAAAUGCUUCAGCUUCAUUCUUAGUCCUAUUAUUUCACUUUUCCUCAUGUUACUUUACUCUGCAGACAAGAGGAUCAAGAAGAGAUGAAGAAAAGAAAGGCACAAAAGAAAUAGUUGCUUUUCCGUCACUCAGAUGGACUGGACACUUCGCAUAAGAUUUAAAACUGGUUACCAGAGAUCUGCCUUCAAGAACCUGAUUUAAUAUGAUCCCUUUGUAACCAUUUAGAGAGCUCUGCUUUUCUAUUGAGAUAAAAAUACACUCUUCAGAUUAAAUACAAAUUAGAUGUAUUUGGUGUCAGCAGUUACAAUGAUCAUUCCUCUCUGCUUUAUAGAAGAAAAACUGGAAGAAAAGUAGAUUUUGCAUAAAGAGAUGCAGAUACAUUACUGAUUGCAAACACUUUAAGUGUCAAGGAUGCCAGUGUUAAAGAAUACCUUGACCCUGAAAUGGAGCUAAAAAUGACAGCUAAAACUUACCUGGCUAGAUAACAAUGUGUCUUCUCUGAAUGCAUACAUUUUUUUAAAAAAUCCUACUUUUUUCCUCAUAAGUAAAAUGCAGAUAAUAAAAUUUAGCUCGCUUCAAGUACUGUAAGCCACAGCUUUUCUAAAAACUAAAAAUGUCAGCCUAAACAUUGUUUUAAAAGCUCUACCAUUUUGCAUUUCAUAUUGAAAUUACCUUCUCUAUCUGAAUCUGUAUUAAACUCGGAAUAUUGCAUUAUUACAAUAAUAAAUGGUAAUUUGUAAAUACA